Toxotes jaculatrix (banded archerfish) is the source of this 2108-nucleotide messenger RNA. RefSeq names its product kynurenine--oxoglutarate transaminase 3-like. Gene Ontology annotation, biological process: biosynthetic process. Gene Ontology annotation, molecular function: pyridoxal phosphate binding; L-kynurenine:2-oxoglutarate transaminase activity. The record is from RefSeq and is a predicted model, not a curated record. NCBI's taxonomy places the organism in Eukaryota, Metazoa, Chordata, Actinopteri, Toxotidae. Gene Ontology annotation, cellular component: mitochondrion; cytoplasm. Bases 197 to 1543 code for a protein of 448 amino acids. The transcript has 14 exons.
CGACAACAACAGAAAACUAAGGGGGCAGUUAGUACGUUUAGCAGGCAAUAACUAAUGUUGCUAGCUUUGACUUAAGGUGGGUAGAGGGUGCUAGCUUGGGUUAGCUAACGCCAGCCAGCCUGUCCGGCGGUGUGUAUUGGGCUUUAGCUAACAUUAGCGCGUGUUUCCUGAGUGGAGCAACAAAAUUCUCAGGAGCAUGAACAUUGCACACGUCCUGAACUGCUCCAGGUUUACGUAUCGUUCAGUUAACAUAAACUGCAGACGAAGGUUUUGUACUUCACAGCAUAUGAUGAUGUCUCGGCACACUCACUCCAGAAGAAUUGAGGGACUGGACAAAAACGUCUGGGUGGCACUUAGUUCAGUGGCAGCAAACCCAUCCAUUAUUAAUCUUGGCCAAGGCUAUCCAGACAUCCCACCACCAUCCUAUAUCAAAGAGGCACUGGCGAAAGCUGCAUCAGUGGAUCAGAUGAACCAGUACACCAGAGGCUUUGGUCACCCAUCUCUGGUGAAGGCUCUUUCUCAGGUUUAUGGGAAGGUCCAUGGACGUCAGAUUGACCCUUUCAAAGAAAUCCUGGUCACAGUCGGGGGUUAUGGUUCCUUAUUCAGCACCAUGCAAGGAUUGGUGGAUGAGGGAGACGAGGUCAUCAUAAUAGAACCUUUCUUCGAUUGCUAUGUACCUAUGGUACGCAUGGCAGGGGCCAAGCCUGUGCUGGUUCCAUUGCGCCUUAAAUCUGGAAAGAAGACCAUCACAAGUGCAGACUGGUUUCUUGACCCAGAUGAACUUUCCAGUAAAUUCAACUCUAAGACAAAGGCCAUCAUCAUCAACACUCCCAACAAUCCCAUAGGAAAGGUUUUCACCAGAGAGGAGCUGCAGAUGAUCGCUGACCUCUGUAUUAAACAUGACACCCUGUGCUUCAGCGAUGAGGUGUAUGAGUGGCUCGUCUACAGGGGCCACCAGCAUAUUAAAAUUGCCACUCUGCCUGGAAUGUGGGAUAGAACAAUCACCAUCAGCAGUGCAGGGAAAACGUUUAGUGUUACUGGAUGGAAGCUUGGUUGGUCCAUAGGACCUGAGCACUUGAUAAAGCACCUUCAGACCGUCAUGCAGAAUACUCUGUACACCUGUCCGACACCUUUACAGGAGGCUGUGGCACAAGGUUUGCUCCUGAACUACGAGCGGAUGGGUCAGCCUGAGUGCUACUUCACCUCACUGGCAGAAGAGCUUGAAAGCAAGAGAGACCACCUGGCUGCCAUCCUGCAGGAGGCUGGUAUGGUUCCUGUCAUCCCAGAGGGAGGCUACUUCAUGCUGGUGGAUAUCACAUCUCUCAAUCAGGACCUGUCACAUAUGGAUGAUGAUGAAGCCUAUGACUACAAGUUCGUGAAGUGGAUGAUUAAAGAAAAGAAACUGGCAGCCAUUCCAGUAACAGCAUUUGUUGGAGAGGAGUCCAAGAAGCAGUUUGAGAAAUACAUUCGCCUUUGCUUCAUUAAGCAAGAUAGUACACUCAAUGCAGCAGGGAACAUCUUGAAAAACUGGAAUAAGAUUUAAUGGGGUGCAGUGUCUGAAGAUCAGACUGAAGGAUCGGGAUUUGACUGCAACACUUUGCACACACUGGGAGUUAUUGAAAUGUUUAUAGUAAAACUAUUAACAGUAAAAGGUGUGUCCACACUUCAGAGUGUAUGCUGCUUUAAGGGAGAAGGUUCCGUAGUCAACAUGGACUGUAGUGAUAAAUCCACUGUGGCGUGAGGUGAGAGGACAUCUUUAUCCAGUAUCCCACAGUGGACAGAAACAUCCCCUUAUUCAUUCCUGUGGUCAGUGUGUAGUGUAAUGUACCAUUUUUCAGUCCAUAUUUACAUAGAGAUCUAACAACAGACACACAACAGACAGGUGUUUACUGCUGUGGUCCCAGGUGGGGUUGGACCUCUUUGACUUACAGAUCAGCAAAUAUGAAUAAAAAGUCACUGAGGAUGGAAUCAGCUGUGGACUUUGCCAGCGUUUGUAUUUGCUUUCCAUGCUCUCUCUGUGGAAAUGUAACGUCAAACGAUGCAGAUGUUUGUUGUGCCAACAAAGUUUUGUUCAGAUCAAAGCAGUUAAUAAAUGUACUGACUCAGCU